AUGUCUUUUUGGCAGAAAUACAAUAGUAUUCCUCGUACAGGCCGUCUUUGGAUUGGCGUUUCCACCUUGCUUGUGGCCUACUUUGGCGGAGAACUCGUGGAUCGCAUGUAUGAAAACAGGCUUGUUGAAGAUGAAGCAGAGCGCCGCUUGAAACACCAGGAACUUCAAGGAAAACAAACUCAGAAUAAUCCUAAUGAUAAGCAAUAA
Molecule: messenger RNA, 207 nt
Organism: Magnusiomyces paraingens
Lineage: Eukaryota; Fungi; Ascomycota; Dipodascomycetes; Dipodascales; Dipodascaceae
Exons: 1
Coding region: 1-207 (68 amino acids)
Source: RefSeq, a predicted model, not a curated record